GUUCUUUCUGCCACUUCUUUCUCUCUUUUCUGUCUAAUUUGAGACGUUUAUGUUGCACAAUGUUGUUUGUUACUGUAAGCUCGUAAAGGGCUAGUUUGGAUGCUUAUGGAUACUUAUCCAUAGUCAGUGUAUUACUUGCAUGUCUUUGGAGGAACAGGCAGGAGUACGGGUACGUAUGUAAAGCUGUGGAUGGGUGCAGCAGCGAAACGUAUUUUAGCCACCUAAAAAUUCAGUUUACGUGUACGCUAUAUUUAUAAUAUUGUCACAAAUGUACCCUGCUGCUUCAGUCCCUAUCAGAAACAGACUGUAUAGCUGUCUGACAGCAAGGUAGAGCUUUGAAAAUAUUCUUUAAUAUAGCAUACACUAAGAGUAAUAUUGUUUUAGUUUUUUUGGUGGCUUAACUAUGUCCACAGCAGUGCAUUGCUUAGCUGUCUGCUGGUUCUCUUCUCUGUUUCUCCAAACUGUAGCUCCUACAACCCCCCUUCAAACAAUAUGAACUAUCCCCUAAAAGCAAGUCAAAUUGACAUUACAUUUAUCUCCCCUUAACCUGCAAAUACACAUACAUACAUUUUUGUAUUGAUGGUGAGCAAUUUAACAGACCUUAAAAUGUGUGCUAAAAUUGUUUUGUGAAAUAUUUCAGGAAGACAAGUCUUGUUUUAAUUUAGUUUGAAUUGUGUUUUUCUUCUUUUUUAGGACGAUCAUGCUAUUCUUCAAGGCGAUUCAUGCUGAGUGUGGAUCGAAACAUAGUACAGGACAACAUCCCCUCCUUGGUUUCUGCCCUGUCCAUGAUGUUUGGGAGCUAUUAUUGCUUCAACAUCGCCUACAUCCACCCUGGAGUUUGUCCAGAGGUGUUUUUUCUCCAUCAACCCAGAGAAGGGCACCAAAGUGAAGAAGACACGUGCAUCCCGUCUUCAGGUGAACCCGAGAGUCCUCACCUUGAUACAGGAACUUUCGGACCAUGAGUGGCGUGAUGUCUGAAUAUGGACACACCGUGAUCCUCGGCAGCAACUGAUCUAAACACAAUGGAGGAAGUGCUAUUUGUGGAUAAACAUCGAUUAGCACUAGUCCAGAGAGUAAAAAACAUUGAACCGAUUCUGGAUGGACUGCUCUCAUAUAAAGUUAUCAAUAGAGAACAUUAUGAGGAAAUCCUAUCCCUCCAUGGCCCUCAGGAGAAGAUGAGGACUCUCCUAAGAGGGCCUUUGAGAGUCUGUGGACCUGGAGGAAAAGAGAAAUUCUACAAACUGCUGAGAAAACAUGAGUCAGAUCUCCUCGAUGACCUUGCUGAUGAGUCUGAGAAAUAUAAGAAGAAUAAGAAAGACAUGGAGGUAGAAAGCAUGGGGGCUCAGAAGAUACUUCUUGAAACAUUGAAUGAUUUGAGUUCAGAUGAGCUUAACCAAUUCAAGUCACUCAUUGAAUUAGAGGAAAGUUUCCCACGGAUCCUAAGGGGUCGACUCAAAGUGGCAAACACAGAUGAAAUAGUGGAUCUGAUGGUGAAGACGUUCAGCGGAAAGUGUGUGAAUAUGAACAACACGGUUUUAAAGAAGAUGAACAGGACUGAUCUGGUGCAGAGAUUGUCAGACAUCAGCUCAGGAACCAAAGAGGAACCGCUUCCUUCUCUGAUCCAGAGCGUGGAAACGAUGGCGUCUGUCAUAGAGCUGCUUCUGGAAACACUGAAAGAUUUGAGGGACCAGGAUUUAGAGAGUUUUCAGAGGGUCCUGAGUCAAAUUCAGUCUGACAAUGGCUACCCACACAUCUCACUAAGCUGGCACAUGAUGAGAGACAGGCAGGACAUGGUGUUUUAUUUGGUUCAAAAUCACAGCGAGCACAGACUGCUGGAGAUGACCACUAAGGCUUUUGAGAAGAUGAACAGGACUGAUCUGGUGCAGAGGCUGUCACAAAGCAGCUCAGGACCCAAAAAGAAACACUCAGAGGCACAGCGACCUGCAGUGAUCCAGAAAGUAGCAACAAUGGCAGCUGUUAAACAUCUGCUUUUGGAAACUCUGAAUGAUUUGAGAAACGAGGAUCUAGAGAAAUUCAAGCAGUACCUGGAUUUAAUUGUUACCAUGAAAAAACAAAUACACAUGUCAUGGGAGUUGAGUUCCUCACCAGGCAGAGCAAAAACAGUGGAACGGAUGAUGCAGAUCUUCGGCCAACAGUGUAUAGAGAUAACCAUGGAGGUUUUGAAGGACAUUAACAGGACUGAUCUGAGGCAGAGGUUGACAAAUCCCAGCUCAGAACUCAAAGAGAUGUACUCUGUGGAUGAACAUCGACCUGCACAGUCCGAGGGAGUGCAAAUUGCAGCAGAGAAAGAGAUCCUUUUGAAAACUCUUAAGGAUUUGAGUGAUCAUGAGCUCCACAAAUGUCAGUGUUUGCUGCCGUUCACGUUCUUCCAGAAGAGCAUAUCCUACUCCUUUCAUGGAUAUCCCUAUUGGACAGAAAGUGCACUCCAACUGGUGGAUCAGAUGGUGGAGACCUGUGGUCCGCAGUCUGUGGAGGUGACCAGGGAGGUUUUAAUGGACCUGGACAGAACUGAUCUAGUGGAGAGAUUAUCAGAGACUAUCUUAAGACUCAAAGAGGAACCGCUUCCUUCACUGAUCCAGAGCGUGGAAAUGAUGGCGUCUGUCAUAGAGCUGCUUCUGGAAACACUGAAAGAUUUGAGUGACCAGGAUUUACAGAGUUUUCAGAGGGUUCUGAGUCAAAUUCAGUCUGACAAAGGCUACCCAGACAUCUCACCAAGGUGGCACAUGAUGAGAGACAGGCAGGACAUGGUGUUUUAUAUGGUGCAAGAUCACAGCCAGCACAGACUGCUGGAGAUGACCACUGAGGCUUUUGAGAAGAUGAACAGGACUGAUCUGGUGCAGAGGCUGUCACAAAGCAGCUCAGGACCCAAAAAGAAACACUCAGAGGCACAGCGACCUGCAGUGAUCCAGAAAGUAGCAACAAUGGCAGCUGUUAAACAUCUGCUUUUGGAAACUCUGAAUGAUUUGAGAAACGAGGAUCUGGAGAAAUUCAAGCAGACCCUGGAUUUAAUUGUCUCCAAGAAGAAGCUGAGAUAUGUUUCAUGGAUUUGGAGUCCCUCAACAGGCAGAGCACGGACAGUGGAACAGAUGAUGGGGAUCUUCGGCCAACAGUGUGUAGAGAUAACCAUGGAGGUUUUGAAGGACAUUAACAGGACUGAUCUGAGGCAGAGGUUUACAAACUUAGAACUCAAAGAGAUGUACUCUGUGGAUGAACAUCGACCUGCACAGUCCGAGAGAGCACUAAUUGCAGCAGAGAAAGAGAUCCUUUUGAAAACUCUGAAGGAUAUGAGUGGCGAUGAGCUCUACAGAUUUCAGUGGUAUCUGCAGUUCACGUACUUCCAGAAGAGCAUAUCCUACUCCUUUCAUGAAAAUCCCAAUCAGACAGGAAGUGCACUCCAGCUAGUGGAUCAGAUGGUGGAGACCUGUGGUCCGCAGUCUGUGGAGGUGACCAGGGAGGUUUUAAUGGACAUGAAGACAAGUGAUGUAGUGGAGAGAUUAUCGGAGACUAUCUUAAGACUCAAAGGACCAACAGAUCCAUCUUUAGGCUCAGCAGCCCUGCCCGCCCAUAAUGCUGAACCUGAACCAGCUUGUCUCCCAACUGAAGGAGAGGAACGGCUUCCUUCACUGAUCCAGAGCGUGGAAACGAUGGCGUCUGUCAUAGAGCUGCUUCUGGAAACACUGAAAGAUUUGAGUGACCAGGAUUUACAGAGUUUUCAGAUGGUCCUGAGUCAAAUUCAGUCUGGCAAAGGCUACCCAGACAUCUCACCAAGGUGGCACGUGAUGAGAGACAGGCAGGACAUGGUGUUUUAUUUGGUGCAAGAUCACAGCCAGCACAGACUGCUGGAGAUGACCACUGAGACUUUUGAGAAGAUGAACAGGACUGAUCUGGUGCAGAGGCUGUCACAAAGCAGCUCAGGACCCAAAAAGAAACACUCAGAGGCACAGCGACCUGCAGUGAUCCAGAAAGUAGCAACAAUGGCAGCUGUUAAACAUCUGCUUUUGGAAACUCUGUAUGAUUUGAGAAACGAGGAUCUUGAGAAAUUCAAGCAGACCCUGGAUUUAAUUGUCUCCAAGAAGAAGCCGAGAUAUUUUUCGUUGAUUUUGAGUUCCUCAACAAGCAGAGCACAAAUAGUGGAAGAGAUCAUUCAGAUCUUCGGCCAACAGUGUGUAGAGAUAACCAUGGAGGUUUUGAAAGACAUUAACAGGACUGAUCUGAGGCAGAGGUUGAGAAAGCCCAGCUCAGAACUCAAAGAGAUGUACUCUGUGGAUGAACAUCGACCUGCACAGUCCGAGGGAGCACCAAUUGCAGCAGAGAAAGAGAUCCUUUUGAAAACUCUGAAGGAUUUGAGCGACCAUGAGCGCUACCGAUUUAAGUGUUUGCUGCAGUUCACAUACUUCCAGAAGAGCAUAUCCUACUCCUUUCAUGGAUAUUCCUAUCGGACAGCAAGUGCACUCCAGCUAGUGGAUCAGAUGGUGGAGACCUGUGGUCCGCAGUCUGUGGAGGUGACCAGGGAGGUUUUAAUGGACCUGGACAGAACUGAUCUAGUGGAGAGAUUAUCAGAGACUAUCUUAAGACUCAAAGCGCUGGAGGUGGACCCCAACAAGGACAUCGUGUGCAAGCUGUGCGGCGCCUGGUUUGAGACUCGGAAAGGUUUGUCCAGCCACGCCCACCGAGCCCACCUGCGGCCCUUUGGGGUGGAGUACUCUCCCAUCGACCUACCUCAUCAUCAAGCUACUUCAUCGUUACUCAGCCCACCUGCCAAGCGCCUCAAGUCCUCCUCCAUGAGUUUCUACCGCCUGAGCAGCGGGGAGUUCAAGGCCCUGCCGCACAGCGAACCUCCGAAGGAAAUAGGCUGUGAGUUCUGCGGGGAAUACUUUGAGAACCGUAAAGGCCUCAGAAGCCACGCCCGAUCCCACCUGCGUCAGAUGGGAAUCACCAAGUGGUCGGUCAACAGCUCGCCCAUCGACACCCUGAGAGAAAUCAUCACGAGACGAGGCCUUCCUUGUGCUCUUCCUCUGAAACCUCUCAAAACUCCCCCUCCUUCCUCUCCUGGACCCCCUCGUUCCCCCUUGCCCACCUCCUCCUCUCCUUCCUCCUCGUCUCCUUCCUCCUCCCUACUCAGCCUUUUCCCCCUCGCCUUCGCCAGUCCUCUUCAGUCUAAAUUCUGCUCCACUCCCGGCUCUGACAAGGUGUUCCCCCUCAACCUGGAGGAACCGCUUCCUUCAGUGAUCCAGAGCGUGGAAACGAUGGCGUCUGUCAUAGAGCUGCUUCUGGAAACACUGAAAGAUUUGAGUCACCAGGAUUUAGAGAGUUUUAAGAGGGUCCUGAGUCAAAUUCUCUCUGACAAAGGCUACCCAGACAUCUCACCAAGGUGGCACAUGAUGAGAGACAGGCAGGACAUGGUGUUUUAUUUGGUGCAAGAUCACAGCGAGCACAGACUGCUGGAGAUGACCACUGAGGCUUUUGAGAGGAUGAACAGGACUGAUCUGGUGCAGAGGCUGUCACAAAGCAGCUCAGGACCCAAAAAGAAGCACUCAGAGGCACAGCAACCUGCAGUGAUCCAGAAAGUAGCAACAAUGGCAGCUGUUAAACAUCUGCUUUUGGAAACUCUGAAUGAUUUGAGAAACGAGGAUCUAGAGAAAUUCAAGCAGACCCUGGAUUUAAUUGUCUCCAAGAAGAAGCAGAGAUAUUUUUCAUGGAUUUGGAGUCCCUCAGCAGGCAGAGAUCAAACAGUGGAACAGAUGAUGGAGAUCUUCGGCCAACAGUGUGUAGAGUUAACCAUGGAGGUUUUGAAGGACAUUAACAGGACUGAUCUGAGGCAGAGGUUUACAAACUUAGAACUCAAAGAGAUGUACUCUGUGGAUGAACAUCGACCUGCACAGUCCGAGGGAGCACCAAUUGCAGCAGAGAAAGAGAUCCUUUUGAAAACUCUGAAGGAUAUGAGCGACCAUGAGCGCUACCGAUUUAAGUGUUUGCUGCAGUUCACGUACUUCCAGAAGAGCAUAUCCUACUCCUUUCAUGGAUAUCCCUAUUGGACAGCAAGUGCACUCCAGCUAGUGGAUCAGAUGGUGGAGACCUGUGGUCCGCAGUCUGUGGAGGUGACCAGGGAGGUUUUAAUGGACCUGAACAGAACUGAUCUAGUGGAGAGAUUAUCAGAGACUAUCUUAAGACUCAAAGAGGAACCUCUUCCUUCAGUGAUCCAGAGCGUGGAAACGAUGGCGUCUGUCAUAGAGCUGCUUCUGGAAACACUGAAAGAUUUGAGUGACCAGGAUUUACCGAGUUUUAAGAGGGUCCUGAGUCAAAUUCUCUCUGACAAAGGAAACCCAGACAUCUCACCAAGGUGGCUCAUGAUGAGAGACAGGCAGGACAUGGUGUUUUAUUUGGUGCGAGAUCACAGCCAGCACAGACUGCUGGAGAUGACCACUGAGGCUUUUGAGAGGAUGAACAGGACUGAUCUGGUGCAGAGGCUGUCACAAAGCAGCUCAGGACCCAAAAAGAAGCACUCAGAGGCACAGCGACCUGCAGUGAUCCAGAAAGUAGCAACAAUGGCAGCUGUUAAAAAUCUGCUUUUGGAAACUCUGAAUGAUUUGAGAAACGAGGAUCUUGAGAAAUUCAUGCAGACCCUGGAUUUAAUUGUCUCCAAGAAGAAGCUGAGAUAUUUUUCAUGGAUUUUGAGAUCCUCACCAGGCAGAGCACAAACAGUGGAACAGAUGAUACAGAUCUACGGCCAACAGUGUGUAGAGAUAACCAUGGAGGUUUUGAAGGACAUUAACAGGACUGAUCUGAGGCAGAGGUUGACAAAGCCCAGCUCAGAACUCAAAGAGAUGUACUCUGUGGAUGAACAUCGACCUGCACAGUCCGAGGGAGCACCAAUUGCAGCAGAGAAAGAGAUCCUUUUGAAAACUCUUAAGGAUAUGAGUGACCAUGAGCUCUACAGAUUUCAGUGGUAUCUGCCGUUCACGUACUUCCAGAAGAGCAUAUCCUCCUCCUUUCAUGGAUAUCCCUAUCAGACAGGAAGUGCACUCCAGCUAGUGGAUCAGAUGGUGGAGACCUGUGGUCCGCAGUCUGUGGAGGUGACCAGGGAGGUUUUAAUGGACCUGGACAGAACUGAUCUAGUGGAGAGAUUAUCAGAGACUAUUUUAAGACUCAAAGAUAAACAUCCGUCCAAACCACCGAAGGAGGAAGUAACUGUGGCAUCACUGGAGAAGAAGCUUCUGGAAACACUGGAAGAUUUAAGUGAUGGAGAGCUCGAGAAAUUCAAGCGUGGCCUCCAAAUAAUCUCAAAUCAGAGAUUAGAGACGGCAGGGAGAGUGGAGAUUGUGGAUCUGAUGGUGGAGAUCUACGGCCAACAGUCUAUGGAGCUGACAAUGGAGAUUUUAGAGAAGAUGAAAGAAGACGAUUAUGGUCUGGAGCAAAAGUUGUCAAACAUCACUUUAGGAUCCAAAGGGCCUUCAAGAAGCUUGGAGCUUGAGGGCAGUGAAAAAAUGAUGAAGGACUCCAGUGGCUGGACUAAACUUGAACCUGAGGUGAACAGUACAGAUGAAGAUGAGGCAUCAACUUACAGCUUAAAGUCUGAAGCGGGAAACUUUGAAUGCAGUGUCUCUGGCUUGCGCUGGGUCUGUCAGGAAAAGGUCAGCUUUAAGUACCAGUUUUGCUCUUCGGAGGAACCCAUGAAGAGGAUGGAGAUGAUGAAAUACAUGCCUGCAGGUCCCCUCAUAGACAUCACAGGGAUUUCUGGGAAGUUAUUUGAAGUGUACCUGCCACACUGGAUCUGCAUAGAUGACAUCCCUAAAAUAUUGCAAAAGUUUGCAGUCCUGCACAUAGAUGACUGUGGAGAUGUUGUGGAAAAAGUGUCUGUAGUCACAUCGUCCCAUGUCAAGCUGUCUGAACCAGUUUUCUCUCCAAGAGCGGUCCUGAUGAAAAUGGGCUUUCCAGUAAAAAUACACUGUAACGUGUUGAUUUAUUCUAAACUCAACACAUCCUGCAUCCUUCUUCAUGUUUACCUGACCCCGCUCGAUCCUGCUCUUAAAGAGACCAUGGACAAGAAGAAAAAACACUUCAAAUUGAUCCAAAAGCCACGCCCAAACGAGUGCCUGACGCUGCACCAAGAUUUCAACCUCAAAGCAGACAUAACAACGGCCCAGAUUGGCCCAAAGCAGGGUUGUGCUGGCCAAAAGCCACGCCCAGACGAGGGCCUGACGCUGCACGAAGGUUUCAACCUCACAGCAGGCAUAACGGCCGAGAUUUGCCCAGAGAAAAUAACCCUCAGAUAUGAAAGCCAAGAGCCAAACUUCUAUGAAGUGUACAUUGAGAAUCCAGACAGUAACCUCCACCUUACACUCUCUCAACUUAACAAAGGGAAACGCAAAAAAACAUUAUGGAGCUGUGUGAUUCGAAAAGGGAAACGCAAACCACAGUGGGAACCAGUAUGGAGCUGUGAGAUUCGUAAAGUUGACUUACGAAACUCUGGUGAUUCAGAUGUGAAAGAGACAGGUGGACAACCCUCCAUUACUGGUCCAUGGGAUAUGGAAGCUACGGGUGGACCGUCCUCAGAAAAUGAAUUAAGGGACACUGUGGGACCCUCAGCUGGAGAGACAGCUCAAUACACCAUGGUAGACGUGGAAGCUACGGGUGGACCGUCCUCAGAAAAUGAAUUAAGGGACACUGUGGGACCCUCAGCUGGAGAGACAGCUCAAUACACCAUGGUAGACGUGGAAGCUACGGGUGGACCGUCCUCAGAAAAUGAAUUAAGGGACACUGUGGGAUCCUCAGCUGGAGAGACAGCUCAAUACACCAUGGUAGACGUGGAAGCUACGGGUGGACCGUCCUCAGAAAAUGAAUUAAGGGACACUGUGGGACCCUCAGCUGGAGAGACAGCUCAAUACACCAUGGUAGACGGUGAGCACUUUGUGGAUAAACAUAGAAUCGAGCUGACCAAGAGAGUGAACUGCGUUGCAGACAUUUUGGAUCGGCUCCUUGAGGAAAAAGUCAUCACACCAUCGAUUUAUAGUGAAAUCCUGGAAAUCCGGACCACUCAGCAGAAGAUGAGGGAACUCUUCCGUGGUCCCCUGAAUGCAGCAGGGCCUCGUGGCAAAGAAGUCUUCUACAGAAUUCUUGAGAAAGAGGAGAAAUAUCUCAUUGAUGAGCUAAAGGGAAAUAAGUGAAUGUUGUGGAGAAAUCAUUUUUUAGACUAAACGUACAUUGUGCCUCAAGAAAGAAAAUGUCUAAAACGAUUACAAUGGGGAAAUAGUCAUGUAAAUGUCUCUGUAUGGGGUUCUAUCAAAUAUAGCUUUUGCACCUUCAUGUUUAAUCAUAGCUCUUGCCCUUUUUUUUUGCACUUGGACCAGUCAUAUUUUAUAAAAUGUAUACGUUUUCCUGUAAGGUUAAAACCAGAUUCAGCAAACCAUGUAAGUCAUUCAUGUAAUGUAAAGAUGUAAGAAAUGAUUUAGCGUUCUCACCUGACAUGUAAUGUUUUAAUCCAGCAAAUCCCAGAUGGACUUAACCUAUUUUUUAUAAAUUAAAGGAUGCUUGAUCAUGAAUGAUUAUCCUUAGGUUUUGUAUGCAGAUUUUAAUUUUGAUUAUUGUCUUAUGUGCUAAACGAUUCUGUUGUUGUUUUUUCCCUCGUGAAAAUACGUUUACUUUUGGAGGCCAAUGUUUUUUAUUUCGAAAUACAUUUUCAAUAAAGUCUUAUAAAUAUUA
Molecule: messenger RNA, 9720 nt
Organism: Trematomus bernacchii (emerald rockcod)
Lineage: Eukaryota; Metazoa; Chordata; Actinopteri; Perciformes; Nototheniidae
Exons: 60
Coding region: 1023-9185 (2720 amino acids)
Biological process (GO): inflammatory response; regulation of apoptotic process; innate immune response
Cellular component (GO): cytoplasm
Source: RefSeq, a predicted model, not a curated record